This is a messenger RNA of Aplysia californica (California sea hare), 2852 nucleotides long. Its product is annotated as zinc finger protein 431. Gene Ontology annotation, molecular function: RNA polymerase II cis-regulatory region sequence-specific DNA binding; DNA-binding transcription factor activity. The record is from RefSeq and is a predicted model, not a curated record. NCBI's taxonomy places the organism in Eukaryota, Metazoa, Mollusca, Gastropoda, Aplysiida, Aplysiidae. Gene Ontology annotation, biological process: regulation of transcription by RNA polymerase II.
AUGGUGUUGGUGGAAGUCUUAGUGGAAUUGGUGGAAAUACUGGCGGUCUCGGUGAUUUCAACUUGGCCAAGGAAAAACCGCAGAGCACCACAGGGGCGAACGCGGACCGAGUUGGAGGCGCGGCGGCGUCUGAGGACCUGCGGAGAAAUCACGUGUCGGCCGUGAUGAGCAACAUCGAGGACGCGACCUUGGAGGCGUACAAAGGCUACAGCCAGGGCACCGCGGGCAGCGACUUUGACGUGUCCGCACUGAUCCGGAUGCACUGCGCCAGGGCCUACCUGGAUGCCUGUACCUCCGUUCUCAACGCCAAGAUGCAGGACAUCGCCAAGUUCCAGGCGCUCAACACACCCGCGGCCGCUGCCACAUCGGACACGGUCGCAGCCGAGAGGUUCCCGCCGGAACAACCGCUGCCAGACUUGCCGUUGCUGCCAGAUUACAGCAAUGUGACGACGCCUGCCGAGACAAGCACGGGCUAUUCCACGCGGCCACGGAGGAAAAAGAGCGCCUCAUCAGCCGCAGCAGCAGCAGCAGCAGCAUCCACGUCUGGGGGUACGACGGAGUCGGCCGCUGGUCCCUCCACCCAGCGCUGGGCGGGAACCAAGAAGAGAAAAGGCUACAGGGCAAAGCGUUACACGGGUGCCUCUGUGUCUGACGCGAACGGGUCCGCCUCGAAGACUGGCGGUGAGGGCGGAAGAGGAGGGAGUGAACACACGAAUUCUGUCGCCUCAUCUUCCUCCUCGACGUCUUCCUCUUCGGGUUCGCCGGCUAAAGCGAAGGUGAAGAAACUUCCUGGGGAGAAGCCGUACAAGUGCGACACGUGCGACGCGUGUUUUCCCAUUCCCAGCGCGCUGAAGAAGCACUACCGAAAGCACACGGGGGAGAAGCCCUAUCAGUGCUCGAUAUGCGAGGCACGGUUCACGCGUGCCACCGGCCUCAAGACACACUUCCUGACACACACGGGGGAGCGGCCGCACAAGUGCUACUUCUGCGACGCCAUGUUCACGCGCUACGACCACCUCAAGAUGCACAUCAUGACGCACACUGGGGAGAAGCCACACAAAUGCGAUUUCUGCGACGCGCGCUUCACCCGCAAGACGCACCUCAAGACGCACCGCAUGUCGCACACAGGUGAGUGGCCCUACAAGUGCGAGAUCUGCCACGCCCAGUUCGCCUACGCGGAGCAGCACAAGGCCCACUCGUACUCGCACACGGGAGUCCGGCCCUACAAGUGUGACAUUUGCGACGCGGGCUUCGUGCGCGCCUUCCACCUCAAGACGCACAAGAUGACGCACACGGGGGAGAAGCCCCACAAGUGCGUGGUCUGCGACGCCCGGUUCACCCGCCCGUUCCACUUGAAGCGGCACGAAAAGACGCACAUGAAGGAGAUCCUGCAAGUGAGAGUCGGGGCGAUGAACACGCAGCCAAUGAUGACUCAGGAACCAGAAAAGAUGGUGGACAAAGACAUGUGCCGGCAGAUGCAGAUGCAGACGCUGAAAAUGACUAGUCACCAGUUCACACUCUGAGAUAAAAAAAAGAUGUGUGUGCAGACAGACGAUGAAAAAGGCCGAUCACCGAUUCAAACUCGGAUGGGUUGUCGAAAAAAGGUGUGUGCUGACGUAAGCUGAAACUGACCGGUUGUCCUUUCAUCCUUUGAUGUGUGGUUAAAAAGAAAAUGGAUGUUUGCAGACGAACACUGAAACUCACACCUGGUAAAUUCAGGCUCUGGAAAACAGGUGUUUGGUAGACAGAUGCAGUCACAGAAAUUGACUGGUCAACGAUUCACACUCUGAUGUGUUGUCAAAAGAAGACAGAUGUGUGCAGACGGGAGUUGCAACUGACCGGUUGGCUGUUCAGGCUUUGAUGUGUGGCCCAAGCAAGGUGUUUGCAAUUGGACGCUGAAACUCUCUCCUCAUCAAUUCAAACACUGAUGUGUGCUCAAAAAAUGGUUUUUGCAGACAGAUGCACGUGCAGAAACUGACCCGUCGACAAUUCACAUUCUGCCUAAUGUCUGGUCAAAAAAGGUAUUUGCAGGAAGAUGCUGGAAGUCAGACAUGGUCAAAUCCCGCUUUGAUGUGUAGUUGAAAAAAUUAUUUUGGCAGACAUAUAUGCAGAUGCAAAUCCUGACCAGUCAUCAAGUCACACCCUGCCUGAUGUGUGAUUUUUUUUAAAAAAGGGUGUUUGUAUGCAGAUGCAGAUACUGACCGGACAAUAAUUCACUCUGUGUGAAGCAAAAGAAAAAAAGUAUGCGCGGACAGUCACUGAUACUGACCGGUUUUCAAUUCAGGUUCUGAAGUGUGGUUUGAAAAAAGGUGGGUGCAGACGGAUGCGGAGACUUGCACAUGGUCAGUCAACACUGUGACGUGUUGUCGAAGAAAGGUUUUGACAGAUGGAGCAAUCGACCAGUCGUCAGUUCACACUCUUCUUGGUGUGUAGUCAUAAAAAGUGUGUGUACGGACACACUUUGAAACCUGACCGUUAAUUAAAUUUAAUUAAUCCAGGCUCUUGUUGUGUGCGGUUCGAAAAAGGUGUGUGAAGACGAGACUCUGAAAGUAACAAUUCAGGUCUUUACGUGGGGUCUGCUCCUUCUACUUAUGUACACAGUGUUACUGUUUAUCAUAGUCCCGAUCAAGUGGACGGUAUCGGUGAUGUAGCGGCUAGUUGCCUCACCGUUGCAUACAGGAGACCCGAGUUUGAUUCCUGCCUGGGGAGAAUUUUUGUAGAGUGUCUCGGUCUUUAGGGGUGGUUCCAGAGAAUCUUACAGUAUGACAUGGAUGGUGGCUCGAAUUCGUCAGGACCGGCCUCAGUAGUUCGAGGGUUCCGUAGCUCGAAGGACAUCUUACAAAGAUAAAGAA